AUGCACACGACCGCUCAUCUGGAUAGUCUAGAGCUGGAGGAGGCGGCACCCGCACAGAAGCGCUCCGCGGCCAGCAUGAUCUUUCGCAUCGAGCAGAUGCUGCCCAGUGCCAGCCUAUCGCCGACCACAACCACCACAUCGCCAGUGACCACACUGACGCCCACGACAAGCACUCAGAGUCCGUCCAAGCGGAUCAGGAGCAAUCCACGUCCUGGCGUCUACACCUCGCAGUACACCCCAAAGGACACCUGCUCGAGUUCCGUGCCCACGCAGGCCCUACUCAGCUCCACGGCCACACCCACCGACGGCACCCGAGCCCACUGCCAGCUGUCCAACGGGGAACUGAUCAUGUCCGCCACCUUGUUGCGCCAGAUCAAGCUCUCCGAAGAUGUCUACAGCUUCAAUGCGAUCUUUGAGCUGCAGGGCGGACAGGUGCGGGUGCGACUGGUGCGUGAUGUGGCGCGUGAGGAUGAGAUUGUGGCCUGGUUCGGGGAGGAGCUGGUGCUGCUCAUGGGCAUACCCUUCCUGACGCCCCUAAACAUACAAGGAAACAGUCGCUACACGUGCCACCUGUGCCAUCUCACCUUUGAAACCCCGCAUCCGUUGAAGAUCCAUCUGGCUCUCGGCUGUGGCCGCAGUGCCAUGGACAUACUCUGGAUGCGCCUGCACUAUGCGCUGAAGGCGGCGGCCCGCAGUCACCAAAGAACUGCCACUCAUAUGUCCCCGACGCCAGCGACUUCCUCGACAUCCUCGGCCUCGCCCACCCACUCGCCUCCGCUGCAGAUUCCUCCACGUUUCUCCGCCUUUCGUCCGAUUUCGGGCAUGCAGACACUGGGUCCACUGGCCACGGCCACUGCGGCGGCCGCUGGCACGCUCUCCUACCUGCCCUCCAUUUCGAUGGCAGGCACACCCUUGGGUGCGCAUCCCAUGAAUGCGGCAGCGCAGAUCGAGGCGAUUGUCAGCAACAUGGGUGCCUCGAAGCAGGGACACUUGUGCAUCUACUGCGGCAAGGUGUACUCCCGCAAGUAUGGCCUGAAGAUCCACAUCCGCACCCACACCGGCUUCAAGCCGCUCAAGUGCAAGUUCUGCCUGCGACCCUUCGGCGAUCCGAGCAACCUCAACAAGCACGUGCGCCUGCAUCUCCAGACCCAGCCCAGUUCAGCGGGUGGGGGAGGAGUUGGCGAGGGUGCCAGCAGUGAUGUGGACAUUGAAGGCGAAUCGGAGGCGGGCUAUCAGUGUCGGAUCUGUCACAAGUCCCUGGCCCGACGCCGCGAUCUGCAGCGGCACAUGGAGACGCGACAUGGUGGCUCCACCAUUGUACAUGCCACCACCAGCACCACCACACUGACCAUGGCCACAGUGAGUGGUGCAAGAGCAGCCACAUCCACCACAAAGUCGAGUUGA
Drosophila obscura is the source of this 1404-nucleotide messenger RNA. It is a transcript of the gene Prdm13, whose product is annotated as zinc finger protein 672. Gene Ontology annotation, cellular component: nucleus. The coding region runs from base 1 to 1404 and encodes 467 amino acids. NCBI's taxonomy places the organism in Eukaryota, Metazoa, Arthropoda, Insecta, Diptera, Drosophilidae. The transcript has 2 exons. The record is from RefSeq and is a predicted model, not a curated record.